Triticum aestivum (bread wheat) is the source of this 1209-nucleotide messenger RNA. RefSeq names its product ATP synthase subunit alpha, chloroplastic. Gene Ontology annotation, biological process: proton motive force-driven ATP synthesis. The transcript has 2 exons. Lineage: Eukaryota; Viridiplantae; Streptophyta; Magnoliopsida; Poales; Poaceae. Bases 316 to 1026 code for a protein of 236 amino acids. The record is from RefSeq and is a predicted model, not a curated record. Gene Ontology annotation, molecular function: ADP binding; proton-transporting ATP synthase activity, rotational mechanism; ATP binding.
GGGAUUGAGAGAAGCUUUCAAAGUGGAAAAUGAAAAAAAAGCAUAUCGUUCUUAGAAAUUGUGGAAUUUGACUCAGUUAGAGCUAUGGUUUAGCAUCAAGAGGGAAGUUUUGUAAAAGCAACAGGAAGAAUUGCUCAGAUACCCGUGAGCGUAUAUAACUUGGGUCGUGUUAUAAAUGCUCUGGCUAAACCUAUUGAUGGGAGAGGCGAAAUUGUAGCUUCCGAAUCUCGCUUAAUUGAAUCUCCUGCUCCAAGUAGAAUUUCCAGGCGUUCCGUAUACGAACCUCUUCAAACAGGGCUUAUUGCUAUCGAUUCGAUGAUCCCUAUAGGGCGCGGUCAGCGAGAGUUCAUUAUUGGGGACAGACAGACUGGCAAAACAGCAGUAGCCACAGAUACAAUUCUCAAUCAAAAAGGGCAAGGUGUAAUAUGUGUUUAUGUAGCUAUCGGUCAAAGAGCAUCCUCCGUAGCUCAAGUAGUAACUACUUUCCAUGAGGAGGGGGCCAUGGAAUACACUAUUGUAGUAGCUGAAAUGGCGGAUUCACCUGCUACAUUACAAUACCUCGCUCCUUAUACGGGAGCAGCCCUGGCUGAGUAUUUUAUGUACCGCGAACGGCAUACUUUAAUAAUUUAUGAUGAUCUCUCCAAACAGGCACAAGCUUAUCGCCAAAUGUCCCUUCUAUUAAGAAGACCUCCCGGCCGUGAGGCUUAUCCAGGGGAUGUUUUUUAUUUGCAUUCACGCCUUUUAGAAAGAGCCGCUAAAUUAAAUUCUCUUUUAGGCGAAGGAAGUAUGACCGCUUUACCAAUAGUUGAGACUCAAUCUGGAGACGUUUCCGCCUAUAUUCCUACUAAUGUAAUCUCCAUUACAGAUGGACAAAUAUUCUUAUCUGCGGAUCUAUUCCAUGCCAGAAUUCGACCCGCUAUUAAUGUGGGUAUUUCUGUUUCCAGAGUAGGAUCCGCGGCUCAAAUUAAAGCCAUGAAACAAGUAGCUGGCAAAUCUAGAUUGGAACUAGCUCAAUUCGCAGAGUGACAAGCCUAUUAUUCGCCUCUGCUCUCGAUAAAACAAGUCAGAAUCAAUUGGCAAGGGGUCGACGAUUAAGGGAAUUGCUUAAACAAUCCCAGGCAAAUCCUCUCCCAGUGGAAGAGCAGAUAGCUACUAUUUAUACCGGAACAAGAGGAUAUCUUGAUUCGUUAGAAAUUGAACAGGUAAAAA